Frieseomelitta varia is the source of this 1014-nucleotide messenger RNA. It is a transcript of the gene lolal, whose product is annotated as longitudinals lacking protein-like. The transcript has 4 exons. Gene Ontology annotation, cellular component: nucleus. NCBI's taxonomy places the organism in Eukaryota, Metazoa, Arthropoda, Insecta, Hymenoptera, Apidae. Bases 199 to 591 code for a protein of 130 amino acids. Gene Ontology annotation, molecular function: protein binding. The record is from RefSeq and is a predicted model, not a curated record. Gene Ontology annotation, biological process: regulation of transcription by RNA polymerase II.
CGCGACGAAAAGAGUCGAGUCUAACCGAAUUUCUUCGCCGUGAUAUUAGCCACAACAAAAAAUUAGUAACAUUCGCGUAAAAACUUUUCGGCAAUAUAUGUUUUUCGGGUUCUUUUUGUGAUUCACCGUUGCUCUCGAGUAUAUAGUGCUUCGCUAAAUCAAGUUUUUAAAUCCAAGCGAAGCUCGUUUAAACAUUGGAUGUCAACAAUGGCAGAUGAACAGCAGCAGUUUUUUCUUAAAUGGAACGAUUUCCAAUCUAAUAUGGUAUCAUCGUUUAAACACCUACGAGAUGAAAAAAGUUUCACAGACGUGACAUUAGCUUGUGAUGGUCAAACUUGUAAAGCACAUAAGAUGGUGUUAUCUGCUUGUAGUCCUUAUUUUAAAUCUUUGUUAGAAGAAAAUCCGUCCAAACAUCCCAUUAUAAUUCUAAAAGAUGUUGCAUACAGUCAUCUUCAAGCUAUUUUGGAGUUUAUGUAUGCAGGAGAAGUUAAUGUUUCUCAAGAUCAGUUGCCUGCAUUUCUUAAAACUGCUGAUCGACUUAAAGUUAAAGGGUUAGCAGAAGCACCAGGUGCCAUUAAAAGAGAGGGUUAAUGUUACACUUAUAGUUAUGAAUAUUGGGAGACGUGCGGAGUGAAAGAAAAGUGUAAUAAUGUAAAGUGAUUGCGUAAAGACAUAUACCACACACUAUAAAAAACACACAUUACGUGUGCACAACUCAGUGUCCUCUGGUUCAUGACUUGGAUCAACACACGGCGACAAUGUAAAUUAUGCCUUUUCUUAAUCUCAGUUAAUGUUAAUGUUGUAUUGAAUGUAUGUAUACAAAUAUGGUAGAGAUGUUGAUGUUUGUCUUGAACCCGUUGCGCCAUGUGAUGGCAACAACAACAUUGAUUAUUUUUUUAUAACAAAGUGCUGCAGAAACUAAUAAGUGGGUCACCAUAGUUUACAAUACACCGAACAGUUUUGUGGAUCAAAUGGAAAUGUUAAAAGACAUCUUUACAACUGCUGUUUUUAAAA